Messenger RNA from Miscanthus lutarioriparius, 1098 nucleotides. The record is from the annotation of a GenBank genome assembly. Lineage: Eukaryota; Viridiplantae; Streptophyta; Magnoliopsida; Poales; Poaceae.
AUGUCGUGCCACCGGCAUGCUGGCAAGCAGCCAAAGGGCACACCUAGCCCUCCUGCCAUUGUCGUCGAUCUGCCUGUGUUGCUGCUGGGUCCCAGUGAUGAGAAGCCUUCACCGUCAUCUUUGGAAUCUCAAUGCCUGCACUGCUCAAAGGUGUUCUCUUCCUGCCAAUCUCCUAGGGGGAACAUGGGGAUGCACAGUGAGAAGAAGGUGAUGACCAAGCCUGAUGAAGAACCUGAACCAGCUGGGUUGAUGGAAGCUUGGGCCAAUGCUAAUGGUGAUCACGGGCACAAUGUGAUGCUAUUUUCUCCAGUGAAGCGUAAGCGAUCAAAGAGGGGGAUGCCAGUCCUCAAUUCAGAGAUGAACGCUGCAGCUGCUCUCUUGAUGCUUGCAGAGCAUUCUGACAAGACUUCUGCUUAUGAGGAUUGCUGUGGGGGAGAUAAGGAUGACAACAUUUCAACACCCAUGGUGUUGAAGGAGGUAAAUCUGAAUGCUUUUCAGCAGCUGGAUCAAUCUGAUGAGUUCACAAACAGCGCGAGGCUGAAAUCUGACAAGAAUCCAGCUUAUGAGGGUUUCUAUGAACACUGUGAGAAGGAAAACAGUUUGAAUUUGGUCGCUGAUGCUCCCAAGAAGGAAGUGCUGCUGGAUCUGUUUGAUUAUGAGAUGGAUGUAGAAGCUGAGUUCAUGAAGCCAGGGGCUGACGUUUCAGUCGAGGAUUUGAAGUCCAGUUUGAAUUUGGUUGCUGAUGCUCCCCAGAAGGAAGUGCUGCUGAAUGUGUUUGAUCAUGGGAUGGAUGUAGAUGCUGAGUUCAUGAAGCCAGGGGCUGACAUUUCAGUUGAGGAGUUGAAGUCCAGUGACCUUUCAGCUGCAAUGAACAGCAAGAGGCACCAGUGCAAGGUCUGUGGAAAGUUAUUGAGGUCAGGGCAGGCAUUGGGAGGCCACAUGACAUUACACUUACACUUUGAGAAGAAAAACAAGUUGAGUUUGGUUGCUGAUGUUCCAAAGGAGGUUUUUUUGAAUGCAUUUGAUAAUGAGGUUAACGCAGAUGUUGAGUUCAUGACGCCAGGGGGCUGCAUUUUCAGUGGAGUUGGAAUCAAGUGA